Molecule: messenger RNA, 909 nt
Organism: Peniophora sp. CBMAI 1063
Lineage: Eukaryota; Fungi; Basidiomycota; Agaricomycetes; Russulales; Peniophoraceae
Source: the annotation of a GenBank genome assembly
AUGCCUGAGGCUACAAAUGCACCAAAAACGUCCUGGGCGGACGACAUCGAUGAGCUCGAGCAACCUGUAAAGGUACUCCAGGACACAGUCGACGAGAACGGAGUUCGCACAGUCGUCGAAUAUGGCGUGAACGAUGAGGGCAAGAAGGUCAAGAUCACGAGGAAGACAAAGCGUGUCUUGCAGAAGGCCGCAGUCCCGCACGCCGUCGCAGAGCGCAAGACGUGGGCCAAGUUUGGCGACGAGAAGGGCAACAAGCCCGGCCCGGAUCGCGCGACUACGACUGUCGGCGAAAAUGUGUACUUGAAGCUCUCGGCGGGUAACAAGUCUUCUGAGCCGGAAGCGACCCCGGAGGCGACGAUGAAGGCCAACCUGCAAAAAGCCGGCGCCGGCAAGCUCACGUGUCGUCUGUGCAAGGGCGCUCACUUUACCGCAAAAUGUCCGUACAAGGACUCGCUGGCCGGCCUCGACGGCGCACAGCUCGAGGCACCGCCCGCAGGCGACGACGACGAUGCCGCCGCUCCCGCUGCUGGUGGACCUCCAGGUGCAGCGGCAUCGGCCGGCGGCCCAAGCAAAUACGUGCCGCCAUCCAUGCGCGCGGGCGCACGGGGUGCAGGCGAGAGUAUGAACCGUCCCGGCGGCAACCGCGACGAUCUGCCCACGCUCCGUGUCACCAAUAUCUCCGAAGAUGCACAAGAGCAGGAUUUGCGCGACUUGUUCGGCACGUUCGGUCGUGUGGCGCGCGUUUAUGUCGGUCGCGAUCGCGAGACGGGCAUUGGAAAGGGCUUUGCGUUCAUCAGCUACGAGGAUCGCACACACGCGGAGAAGGCGAUGCAGAAGAUGCAUGGACGUGGAUACGACAGUCUUAUCCUCAACGUCCAGUGGUCUCAACCGAGGCCAGAGCAGCGCUAA